AUGAUUGAGAAACUCCGAAAACAGGAAAAACAUCUAGAGGAAACAAGAGAGCAAAUCCAGUCUGGAAACAGGUGCAGCUUUCACCCCACAGAGGAAGUCAAGCUCUGCUGUAAACAGUGUAACAUGCCAGUUUGUAGUGAGUGUUGUGAAGAAGGCCAUGAUGGACAUCCGACCACAGGCCUUAAAAAGGCUACACAGGAAAGAAGAUUGACAGUCCAGGCCUUGAUUAAUGAGGGGACGAACAUCAUGGAAAAUUACUUAAGCUUCCUCAAAGGUCUGGGGGAAAAAGAGACAACCCUGAAUGAAAAGAAACAGCAGACAGACAACAGCAUCAUUCAGGCUUACAACCAAAUGGUGCAGAAACUCACAGAGAGAAAAGACCACCUCUUGUCUAAAUCGGGGGAAAACCACAUGGAAAACCUGGACAGAAUACAGACUGAAAGAGACAGAGUAUUGGCAGAUGUCAAUGAACUGUCAGCUGCCUGUGAUCAAGCAGAGCAAGAACUGCAGCAGGGAUGGGUCGAGAUUCUCAGUCAGCAAACUGCUUUGACAGAGGUGGUAGGAAAGUACAGAGAAAAAGCAGCACCGACUCCUGUACAAACCCAGCCUGCUGUCUUUCAGCCCACAGACACCCCAGUGCCUGUAUUGGGACAUGUGAGGGUCCAGUCUCUCCCAUCUGCAUCAAUCCCAGCAGUACCUGCACCAAUCACGGCAGAACCUGCACCAAUCACAGCAGAACCUGCACCAAUCACAGUAGAACCUGCACCAAUCACAGCAGAACCUGCACCAAUCACAGCAGCACCUGCAUCUAGUAAUGAUGCAGCAAGGGGCACAGGUCAUCACCAUGGUAACCAAACACAUCAGCCACAGAAAGUAACAUUUGGUGAAAGUGGAUCAGGAACAGGACAGUUUUCGUAUCCAGUUGGUGUUACUGUGUCAGAUGAAGGGGAGAUCUUUGUGGCAGACAGGGAGAACCAGAGAAUCCAAGUCUUCACCCUGCAAGGAACAUUUGUGAGACAGUUCUCGACAGUCGUGUCAGGUCAUCAUCAUCAUAUCUUGCCGCUCCAAGUCCCAAUCCAACAGCGGGCCACGUCGUUGGCCGCCCUCAGAUCACUGUCAGGUGAGAAGAAAAUAUACCCAGAUGAUGUGGCCAUGGAUGGAGAGGGGAACCUGUGGGUGGUGGGGAGGACACGCUUUGCUGCUUAUUUUGCUGUGCAGUACAACAAACUGGGUGAGGAGCUGAGGAAGUUUGCUCUACAGAAAACAGGGUGGUACAAAGGAGUUGCCGUGGACACCAGGAGGAACCACAUCCUCAUCACACAAGCCACAGGAGACGGGGAAAACAAUUUAGUUUUGGUGUUCAAGCCAGAUGGGACACUUGUGAGAACUGUGGGUCAGCAGCAGGGGACGAUGCAUCCAUGUUAUAUCACUGUGGAUGGGGAAGGGAACAUUCUUGUUUCAGACAUGAGAAAUAACUGUGUCUUUGUGUACAACAAGGACGGACAGUUUCUGUUCCAACAUGAGGAAGCCAUGGGCUGUUACCAUGGCAACACAGAGACAGCUGGUCGUUACCAAUAG
Molecule: messenger RNA, 1578 nt
Organism: Branchiostoma floridae (Florida lancelet)
Lineage: Eukaryota; Metazoa; Chordata; Leptocardii; Amphioxiformes; Branchiostomatidae
Product: E3 ubiquitin-protein ligase TRIM71-like
Exons: 2
Coding region: 1-1578 (525 amino acids)
Biological process (GO): proteasome-mediated ubiquitin-dependent protein catabolic process; negative regulation of translation; protein polyubiquitination
Molecular function (GO): protein binding; ubiquitin protein ligase activity; zinc ion binding
Source: RefSeq, a predicted model, not a curated record